GUACGUGGCGUCUCCCUCCCGGGGCUCCCCGCCCAGUCGCCCUCUUCCAUCCACCACCGCAUUGUUGCAUCAGUGGCUACGUCACUCGGGCCCACUCCGCAAAACCACGGAAGCAGCAGCGGCAGUCGGCAGCAAACUCAAUGGCGCUUCGCGCCGUGGAGCUCCGGCGAUUCCUCCUCUCGCGCAUCGGCGGCGGCGAGGCGGCCCUUCCUCCUCUUGCGUGGCGCGGCCGGCCGGUGAGCACCUCCGCCCCGGCGGACGACGAGCUCGCGGGGAAGAGUGCCUACGAGGUUCUCGGGGUUGGGGAGUCCAGUUCCAGCGCCGAGAUCAAGGCCUCCUUCCAUCGCCUAGCCAAAGAGACCCACCCAGACGUCGCCGCGGCUGCUGGUUCCCGACGGUUCCUUCAGAUCCUCGCUGCCUACGAGAUCCUAUCAGAUUCACAGAGAAGAGUUCACUAUGAUAGCUACCUGCGAUCACAGAGGCGAGUUGUGCAGAAACAUCCCAGGCCAUCUCAGUUCGUGUACCCAAGUGGUUCAGGCUCAGGCAUUGUGGUACCUCGAGAGAGCAAUGUUGUUGAAUGGCUGAAAUGGUACAGGCUUACCAUUGAUGACAUAGUUACCAAGAAGAGGGUUGCCACUGGCUCUGGUUAUUUUGAUAGGCUCGAAAGUGAACUGUACACAGCAAUCCAUGCUGCAUACUAUGGCCCUGAUGUCGACUCCAUGGAUGUCCUUCCUGAUUGCUUUGAAGCUGAGGAGAGGUCCGUGUAUGAAACCUCUGAGCUAUUACACCUUGUAUCAGGCCGUGAUCUAUUUGGUAUUGUUAGUGUAGCUGAUAGUGUCAAAGAGCUGUCAGAUGUUUGUCGUGAAAAACUGGCACCCUCUGGGUUUAGAUCUUCUGAAUUUACUCCAAAAGUUUCAAGAAAUGUGAAUAAGGAUUCAAUAUCUAUGAAUUUUAUAUCUAUGAAUUUUGUUGAUAUGAACAAGCAAGGGAUGCGGCAUGAAAAUUAUAUUCCUUCAUCAGAUGCCUUCAAGGAUAUCGAGUUGCGGAUAUUUGGGAAAUUAGUUGCUACUGCAACUAGGAGCCCCAAAUGCGAUUGCAUUGACAAAUCGGAUGUGGAAGAUCACAUUCAUGUGUAUCUUGUUCCGAACGCAGAUCUAUCUGAUUUAACGCAAGGGAAUCUUCUCCUGGGCACAAUUACUGGAUUAGCCACCACUGGUGAGGAAGGAUCUUGCUGUGUCUAUGAUGGUCACGGAAUAAAGACACAUGUCAUUAUGAAGCACCGGACGUUGAUGGUUAAACACAUGCACUGGUAUCAGGUUGGAGAUAAAGUUUCACCCUGCGAGUGUCGAUGUAGUAGGGCUCGAUUGCCACCUAGCAGGUAUUGGCUUUUUGAGCCUCGUUGUUACAUGCAUGAUACUGGUGGAUGGUAUAUCGAAACAUUUGGGAGAGACAAGAAAGGGAGGACAAUUCCAUCUCAAAGACAGUGGGAUGGUUUCAGUGAACAUUCUGAAAAGAGAUUGCAUCCAGCAAUGUAUCUUGCUGCUCUGGCUUACAGAUCUUUGGAUCUUGAAGAUGCUGGAAGAAGACAAUGGAAUGUGACUAGUUUCCUGCAAUUACCCUUAUCUCAUAUUUGUCAGCUGUUCAAAAAAAUUGUUAAUGGGGGGAAGGGGAUUGACAGGACACAAUGACAAUAAUGUUCUUUCUUGAUAUGAUAGCUGAUAAGGACAUCUUUCUGAGACUGUUGACUGUUCUGCCUGUUUGAUAUAGAGCAUGAUAGCAGUAUUUGCAGAGCGUGCGAUAAAUUAUCUGACACUGUUGACUAAGGGAGUGUGUGAAGAACCAAUUCGUACUGAUUUUACAUUGGAUCAAUAAGAAGGAGGUUACACCUGCUAAAUUUGGGCAUAUAGGAAAUGAUGGUGCCAAGCUGGCAUCCCGUUUUCAGGUAGUGUGCACUUCAAGUUCAGGACUACUUUCAUGUUAUCUGGUACUUCUUUGAGGGGUGCUUCUUAUCCCUUUACACGAAUGACUAAUAAGGCUUUGUUUAUUUUGAAAAGUAAGUCAUUCUAUACCUGCAGCUGUGUCUCAUUUCAGAAAGGUCUAGUUUGGAACUAUCCUGCAGAAAGGACUACUUUCAUUAUUGAUAUGCACGUGCCCUUUUUUUAUGAGUUGCCUACCUAUGCUUGUUUGUGGUGACUCGGGCAUGCUCGGCAAGCUGGCUGCAGCAGUGCAGCUGCCGCUGCAGCCAACCAGCAGUCCAGCACAGGCAACAGUAAGCAACCAGCGGCAGGAAGCGAGGAGUACAAAAAGCCAGCAGACCCAGGCCUUGUUUAGAAUAUCGAUCCAUAUAUACAACUACCAUUAGAGCGGUGAACUUCAGACGCAAAUGAGGUUUCAUAUACAUGUAAAUCAUCACUCCACUGCAACCUUCCGAGGCAAAAGUACCAUAACUUUCCUUGCCGAUUUGUUAUCUUUGACUGCACUGCAGACAAGAGAGGUCAAGAUUUAUUAUGUUUAGAGGGAUCAAGGGAAAAUGUUAUGUAUUAAAUUUUAGGCCACAAAGCAUCGCACAUAAAGAGAUCUCACUAAGAUCAAAGCAUUAUCAGUAGUACCCGAACAAGAUACUUGCAAUAUACAGAUUUUUCAGCUGCUAUUAA
Molecule: messenger RNA, 2654 nt
Organism: Sorghum bicolor (sorghum)
Lineage: Eukaryota; Viridiplantae; Streptophyta; Magnoliopsida; Poales; Poaceae
Exons: 6
Coding region: 141-1688 (515 amino acids)
Source: RefSeq, a predicted model, not a curated record